Molecule: messenger RNA, 1292 nt
Organism: Astyanax mexicanus (Mexican tetra)
Lineage: Eukaryota; Metazoa; Chordata; Actinopteri; Characiformes; Acestrorhamphidae
Product: acrosin
Exons: 5
Coding region: 126-1058 (310 amino acids)
Biological process (GO): proteolysis
Molecular function (GO): serine-type endopeptidase activity
Source: RefSeq, a predicted model, not a curated record
UUUAAAGAUUUGAUCACUGAGGGUGUUUACAUUACAAUGCAUUCAUUUCCUCAGAGUGAUCAAACAGCAUCAUCUAAAAUCUGACAGAUUAUCUCUCUUCUCCACCUCUCCAUCACUUUACUGAGAUGAAGGAAUUCACUGUGUGUGAAAUAAUGCUGUUCAUCAUCUCCAUUACUAGUUUAAUGCUUGCUGAAAGUUCAGGCUGUGGAGAGAGGCCUGUGGUGGGUCCACCUGGGGGCUCCCGUAUUGUAGGUGGGCGUUUUGCCCCAGAAGGUGCCUGGCCCUGGCAGGUCAGCAUACAGUGGACGUUCAGGCAUUUAUGUGGAGGAUCCAUAAUCAGCCAGCACUGGAUCAUCUCAGCAGCUCACUGCUUCAACAAGAGCAGGAUCUUCACAGGCUACUCUAGGCUGCAGGUGGUGGCAGGACUGCGCUCUCAGUCUAGGCUCGGGUCAGCUGUUCAGAGACGCUCUGUGGAGAGAGUGAUCGUUUACGAGGACUAUGACCAGACGCUUCAUGCGAAUGAUGUGGCUCUGCUUCGGCUCUUCUCUCCGCUGUUCUUCAGCUCUCACGUUCAGCCUGUCUGCACUCUUACAAACCAGGCGGAGGAGAGAGAGCUCGGCUUCACCUGCUGCUUCAUCAGCGGCUGGGGAAGCACCAUAUAUAAAGGGAGGCUGGUGGACACGCUGAGAGAGGCUGAGGUGGAGCUCAUCGACACGGAGACGUGUAACCAGAGAGACUGGUACAGAGGAUCUGUCACCAGCAGCAUGCUCUGUGCUGGACUGGAACAUGGAGGUGUGGACACCUGUCAGGGGGACAGUGGAGGACCCCUGUCGUGUUACAGUGAGGUCACAGGCAGAUUCUACCUUUACGGCGUGACGAGUCAGGGAGAGAACUGCGGUCUGCCCAGGAAACCUGGCCUGUACACCCGCGCUAGCUCUUACUCAGCGUGGAUCAGGAGAACACAGGAACACCCAUUCUCCUCAGCUGCAGAACUGCAGCCAGUCCAACACGUCCUCAUCUCCAUCCUCCUCUACCAGGCCUGGACCUUCAUCAUCUGAUCCACAUCUGACCAGAUACUGGGUCUUUCUAACAGAUGUGUGUGCUGAUAAAAGUGUGUUUAAAUAAAGCAUGUAAAAAAUGUUUUGCUAAGGUUCAACAUCAGUCUAAAUUGCCCUUUGUGUCUCAGCAUAGUUGUUUAAAUUUCAUACAAAUUCUAUGUAAUUUUGUCAACAUUUUCUCUGAAUAAACACAUUAUUAAAAAAAUAAUAAAGGAAUAUUAACCUUCACUUUAA